AUGAGUGAAAUCGACUUGGUGCAUCACUACCGAGUGUUGAAGCAGUUUCUAGAUAUCUCCGAUGACCUGAGUUCCCGCAACAAGUCCAACUCCACCCGUGCAGCAAGAGCUCGCGAGAAGCUCCUCAAGCUCUCAGGAGCUCAAUUCCGCGAGUUGAGCACCGAUGUCUACGACGAGCUCAAGAGACGUAUCGACGAGUCCCGAGGCGAACCCGACUACUUGUUGCCCAAGUCCUCGUUCCACCCCAAGAGAAACCAGGCAAGACAAAAGUUAUCGUCCUUGCCGCAGACCCGUUUCAAGGACUUGGUUUCGGACAUUCUGUUUGAGAUCGAGAGAAGAGAUCUCCACAUCGAAAAGGCUUCUGUGCCUGAGUCCUCGCCCACAAAGUCCGUCAGUGACCACCACGACCCCAUUGCCCACGAAUCCAACGAACGCCAGUCGAUUGCCGAGGUCAUCAAAUCGGCCAGUCACACCUCGUCUCCUGCCAGAGAUUUGGAUUUGGAUUCCAAGAAAGACUCGAUUUCGGACGCCCAGAACCAGACCAUGGGUAUCCAGUCUAAAACAGUCAUCCCCACCAAGGCCAAUUUGACCUGGUCCAGCGACGAAGAAGAGGAGGAAGAGGAAAUCAGCAAUCACAACAAUAAAGAGAUUGGCAACUCAAGCCUUUUGGAACAAGAAAUAGCGAAGAAGGACCAGUUGAUCUCUCAGUUGAAUGAUAAAAUUGCUGAAAUCGAGCAUGAGAAAGAUUCCAUCAACCAAAAGUACCACUUACUUCAAGAUGACUACGAAUACUCGGUGUCUCAGAAUAAAUCGCUCAGCAAUGAACUCGAUGCCUUAAGUGAGGAAAAGAAAUCAUGGAUUUCAACUCAAAGAUCUAUCUCUCAGUCUGAUGAUUUAAACAAAGAAGUAGACACGUUGAGAUCCAGCAUUGCCGCUUUGAGGUUGGAAAACCAAUCCUUGAAGAACAGCAGCCCACAACGCCAACUCACUAAAGAACACAACGGUUCAGUCAUCACUUCGCCAACCUCAGCCAAGAAUCAAAGAGACCAAAGUUUGAAGAAAGAUAUGGAAUCAUUCUUCGAGAGAUUGUCGAACUUGGAAGCCUUGCCUGCAAAGCAAGGAAACUUGCACACUGAACUCAAGAAUGAUAUCAUCAAAUGGCAAAAGAAGUAUGAGCAAGCCCGUUCCAACUCUUUAUCUUCCGAUAUUACCAAUGCUGUAUUGAGCCAGGAUGAAUUGAAAUCAUUUGUUGCCCCAUACGGAUUGAUUUCCAUCAGGUUGGUCGCAGAUUUGCAGGCUUUGGUCGAAACAUUCUUGAUCUACUUGAAUGGUAAGCGCUCUGAUUCAGACAUUCUUUUCGAAAAGAUCUCGAAGAUUUCAAUCUUGGCCAAUGAAAUUGCUGCCCAAGGCGACAAUCAACAUUUCAAUAGUAAUGAGCAUUCUAUCUGUCUUAGAGAAGCUGUGAGUUAUGCACUCAGUGCAACCAGAUAUUACGCAGUCUACUCAUCUAUCUUACCUAAGAUUGUUGUUGAGCGCUCUGUGGGAGAAAUUUGCUUCACAUUGUGUGAUCUUAUCACAGUAACAAAGCUCAAUGAAGGCUCGGCCAAUUCUAGAUCUGUUGAUGCUGCUGCCACUAAUGCUGUGCAAACUAGCAAAGCUAAAGUUGAUGAGGAUUUCGGUGCAAGACCUUUAAGAAUGGCCAAUAGAUUGCGUGAAGCCCAAUCCAGCUCUGGUUCCCCUAGCGAGGAACAAAGCUCCCCUUUCAAUCCACAAGAGAACGAGAAUUCAAACACCUCCAGAAAGCAAAAGCGUUCUGUUGAACAACCUGUUGUGUUACCAAUUCAGACACCAGAAGAGACUACUCCUGCUGAGUCCACAAUGAAUGCUACCCAGCCAUUAAAUGGAUUUGCUAAAAACGAGGCUGCUAAUGAGUCUAGUGAUGUCGUUCCUGUUUCCAUAAGCAAAUCUGAAUCAACUCCAAUCAAAGAGACCAAGCUCCCUAGAUUCACCACCCAAGAACAGCCCCUGACUCAGAGAUCACUCUCGAACACCAUUCCGGAAGUUUCCCAAAAGCAACCUUCGCCAUUGAGAAAAGCUGAAUCGCCAAAGAGUAAGAAUAUCACUGCAUUAGCCUCUAAGUUCGAGAAUUCACCUACGAAUGAAUUCAAGAAUGGACAAUCAGCAUCCACCUCGUCAUCACCAAAUGGAAAACGACCAGGAGUAUUAAAAAUCGCAUCUAGACUCAACAGCUCCAGUGACAUCUUGUCGAAGGCACCUGAAACCCAAUCUCCUCCAGCCAGAAAGAAGAACAUUUUGGAUAAGGUGAGACAGUUCGAGGUUGCCGAAGAACAACCUUUGAACGUCAAGAGUAAAUCCUCUCCAACGGCACUGAACCACAGCAGAAAGAGCUCUCUUGUGUUAGACCUGGACAACGAUGAUAGCGUAAUCAGACAUGAGGUUCCCAAAGAAAUUGGAACCAAAUUGAAUGAACCUUUCGAGGCUGGAUUAUUCCAAAGCAUAAGAGACAGAUUAAUUUCUGACAGUGAUAGUAAGGUCAUUGAUGAAACCACAAACUCGGAAGAGGGUAACUCUGAUAACGAUAAAGUUGAGCUCAGUACUGACAAAGUGUUGACAUCCACAGCCGAAACCACACCCUCCAAGGAGAAUGAGGAAGAUGACCAAAGAAGCAGUGCUAGUUUGAAGUUGGGCAGUUUCGGUUCACAUGGAAAUGAAGACUUGAAAUCAAGUUUGUCUACUUCGAAGCCCCAAGUUUCCAAGAAGGUCAACUACCUGAGUGACACCAAGACCACCAACAUUGACGAUAGUGCCAUAGAGUCAGAGGAGGAGGAGGAAUCAGAAGAAGAAGAAUCGGAGGAAGAAUCGGAGGCUGAUGAAGAAUCAGAGGCUAGACAAAGACAGGAGUACCGUAAAUCGAUGGCUGCUGCUACAUUCAAUGUUGACUUAUUCGACAUCGAUGAUCCUGAUAACACCUUGACCCAAGUGUUGCUCUACUUGGAACAUCAAACUGUCCAGGUCAUUUCCACCAUUCAAUCUUUACUCUCUGCCAUCAAGAAGCCAAACGCUACCAGAGGAGAUUUGCGUGAAAAAUCGCAAGCCAUCACUGAGGUUAUAUCACAAAUGACAGAAGCUACCAACACAUCCAUGAACCAAACCCGUAACGCUCAAUUGAAGGAGCACGGUAGCUGGGUUGUGAAGAGCUUGGAGGAUUGUUACCACCGUAUGAACAUUUUGUGCAAGCCAAACACUGACAAGAGUGACAGCGAUUUCGCUGACAAGAACUUCAAACAAAGAUUGGCUGGAAUCUCGUUUGACAUUGCCAAGUGUACCAAGGAAUUGGUCAAGACUGUCGAAGAGGCUAGUCUUAAGGAAGACAUUGCUAACCUCGACGCUAGAUUGGGUCAGCAUGACGACUUGACUUAG
Molecule: messenger RNA, 3441 nt
Organism: Suhomyces tanzawaensis NRRL Y-17324
Lineage: Eukaryota; Fungi; Ascomycota; Pichiomycetes; Serinales; Debaryomycetaceae
Gene: SPA2
Product: Spa2p
Exons: 4
Coding region: 1-3441 (1146 amino acids)
Biological process (GO): pseudohyphal growth; mating projection formation; invasive filamentous growth
Cellular component (GO): actomyosin contractile ring; cell cortex of growing cell tip; mating projection tip
Molecular function (GO): MAP kinase scaffold activity
Source: RefSeq, a predicted model, not a curated record